This is a messenger RNA of Branchiostoma floridae (Florida lancelet), 3805 nucleotides long. RefSeq names its product actin filament-associated protein 1-like. Gene Ontology annotation, cellular component: cytosol. The record is from RefSeq and is a predicted model, not a curated record. The coding region runs from base 309 to 3272 and encodes 987 amino acids. The transcript is spliced from 22 exons. NCBI's taxonomy places the organism in Eukaryota, Metazoa, Chordata, Leptocardii, Amphioxiformes, Branchiostomatidae. Gene Ontology annotation, molecular function: SH3 domain binding.
UUUGGUAUACAGCGGCCCGACGGGUUUCCGCCGCCCCGUCAGCACUGCCUUUGUCCCGACCGACCUUUGGACGAUUCGCGCCGUGAUCCCGACGGUUUACUUCCGGUCGAGGCAUUCUUGGAAGGCGAUUCAGCAUGUUCUAAUGCAAAUGUAGCCGCUCCGACUCUUUCUCCAACAUCGCAGGAAACUCAAGACGGCCGGGAACCGAGCCAAGAAAAGUUCACAACCCGGGAAGUUUGGAGGCGGUGUAGGCAUGUUCAGCCGGGGCGUUGUUGUCUGAAGAUCGCAAGAAACCAACCUUUCAAGACAUGGACAAGCUGCAAGCCUUGGAGGAACUUCUGCCUGGAAUCCAGGAGUAUCUCUGUCAUCAGCUGUCAGGAGAGAAGUUAUCCAGACCAGCAGCCAAUCAGAGACUGGAGUUCGUCAAGUUACUGGACAAAUACAAAGCAGAUACCAAAACAGUUCCGUCAAUAGAAGCAGAAGAAGAUGAAAUGUAUGAAGACACUCUCGUGCCAGACAAACCCCCAAGUAGUUUCCUACACCAAAAUGGGAACGGACCAUCCUUGGUGGAGGAUGUAAAUGGCGAUGAAUAUUAUGAGGACACCCUCCCAUCCUCCUCCAAUGGUUCAGCCCGACCAGACAGUUUUAUUGAGAGACAGAAGAUUCCACUUCCUCCCAUUCCAGGACAGGGGGUUGAGCAGGAUGAGGAGGAAUAUGAGUGUCCGAUGGCCGCUCCAGCCCAGGACGGUCCUCCCCUGCCCCCACGGUUCCCCCCCACCCCUGCUCCCACCGUGGCCCUCCCCCCACGGCCUGCUGCCCCCCUCCCCACCCCUCAGAUAGAGCAGGAGGACUAUGAGGACAUGUAUGAGGAACCCAUGGGUCAUCAGGCUACUGAAGCAACAAGUUCAGAGGUCACCGUGCCAACAGGUGAUGAUGAUGAUGAUGAGAUGUACGAAGAAGUACCAAUAGCUCCCAAGACAGAACAGGCGCCUGAAGCAAUAAGUGAGGACACCUAUGAGGUCCCUGAUGUUGACCCACCAGCAAUGGGGAGAAUGUCCGUUAUGUCAACCCCAGGUGGAGACUCGGGGGAUGAGAGUGGGUCAUAUGAAGAUUAUGAUGACGAUGAAGAAGAUACCAAGAAGAAAGAAAAGCGUAAGAAGAAAGAGAGCAAGCCUGAGGUGUUUGAGUUACCAGAUGCCCAGAUCAGCGGAGUGCUGCAGAACAAGAGGUUGAUCGGUGGAUGGGUGAAAAGGUUCUGUGCAGUAAAGGACUCAAGGUUCCUGGCAUACAAACGUGCAACGGAUGAGAAGCCAUACGUAGACAUGUACCUGCCUGGCAGUUCUGUGGUGUACUCAGAGAAGGAGGGAAAGAAACAACACGUGGUGAAGUUAGUGGGAGGAGGGGACACCCAUGUUCUCUCUGUGGGGAACAAAGCAGAGGCAGACAGGUGGAUAAAGCUGUUGGAAGAAGAGACCCAGUCAGGUUCGGGAGGGAUGCUGGCGCCGGGUCGGGCCAAGGUCGGGAGGACUCCCAGCAAUGUCAGUGACAUCAGCAGGGGAUCCAACUCCAGCAGGGAGAAUGAGGAUGUGCAAGAUGGUAAUGACUCUGGGAAGGGAGGCACUUUGGAGAGGCAAGAAGACAAAAGGAAAAGUUUUGGGAAAGACAAGAAGAAAAAGAAGAAAAACAAGGCCGGAGACUUCAUUGUCAACACCUUUGGAAAAUCCAAGGGGAAGAAACUGUCUACACAGCUGAGUGAUUCAGACAUUGUUAUCAUGGGUGUGUCUGAUGAAGUAGCAGAUUUCCAAGGCUGUAUAAUUGCAGGGUACCUGAACAUCUCCACUACACUACUGGGAGACUCCAAGUGGACCCGACGGUGGUGUAUGAUCAAGAACCACUAUCUGGAGGUCCACAAAAAUGCCAAGGAGGACUUUGCUGAGUUGACGUUCCCCCUGAAGGGGUGCAGCUUGAAGCCGUACACGGACGAGACAAAAAAGGGGAAGAAGGACAUGGCUAUCCAACUCAACAAACACGAUGUGGAGAUCAUUUUAGAGGCUGAGACGUCUGAAGACCUGGGGAUGUGGCUGAGACUCCUGGUGGAGGAGACAGGGUCCUCCAACCCUGACGAGCUCAGCUCACUCAGCUGUGUGUAUGUAGACAUAGAACCGGACUCCAAACCUGACAGGCCACCAAUGCUGAAGAAAGUCUCCCAGGACAGCAUCAUAAGUUCAGGAGAAGCUUACAUGGACUUGUCAUAUCCAGACUCUAAUGAUCAACCUGCAAAACUUGCCGAUAAGUCUCCAAAGCCGUCUCCAAAGCCAUCACCAAAGCAACCUAGGAAAAAUGAAAAGGCUGCAACUCUUGAAAGAGAGAAAGUCAAAGACGGGAAAAAACAAGACAGUGUAGAAUCAGAGGACGGAAAGCCCAAAAAGGAAUGGAAACUCACGCUUGGCAAGCAAAAGAAGGAAAAAACUUCAGAUAAAAGCGAGAAGGAAGAGAAAGAGAAGAAAGGUGGUUUCAUGGACAGGUUUAAAAGGAAGAAAAACAAAUCCAGUGAGGAAAAAGUGGAAGACAAAGUAGAGGAGAGAGAUAAGGAAGAUGCAAGAAAGCCCAAGGAAGAGAAGGAAGAAGUUGAGACAGUAGAAAAGGAUGUGGAUAAAAAGGCACCAACUGCAGGAAAAUCAACAACAGAGAAGGAAGUGGAGAAAAAACCGUGUACAACAGCAACAGCUGCUCCCCGGUACGGAAAGGAGAGAGCACAAGCGGAGGUGACGAGGCUGGAGAACAGGAAGGCAGAACUGCAGGCGGAAAAGGAGAAACAGCGGAACAAACGUGUCGAGCUUCGAGCCAAGAAGCAAGCCCUGAAGGAAAAAUUCAUCACAGAUCAGAAACUGGAAGAAGAAAUCAAAGGAGUUAGUGAGACCCUGGUGGACCUGGAGAAGGAGUUAAAGGAAACAGAAGCCAAGCUGAGUAAAGCUCUCAAGGACUCCAACCCGUCUCCUGUACUUGGAAGGAAGGACUCUCCAAAGUUGGGCAAAACUAGCAACAGCCCAGCUACAACAUACAAGAGCUCAGCAACAGUGUCGCUUGGCAAGACUGAUGUUAAAAAACAAGGGACAUCUUCCAGUCCCAGUGUAGGGAAGAGAAUUAGUAAGGGAGUAGAUGACCCGGUCAAUUCUGCUGCAAAAGCCAGCGGGCGACCGUCUUCUCCAAAAGCUGGCAAGAAGGCUGUGUUGGAAAGAGCUAAGCAAUGGGAGGCAAUGGGAGGAAACUAGAAGAGGCCACGAGAGACCACCCUUCCAACUAUUGCUGCAGAAAAUUAUGUUUUGUAUCAAGUCUUCUAUUCAUGUAACAAAUCAGUUUUGAGUUGUGGAAAAAUACUCAAGAAGUGCAACUUUUAUUCAAAUGUAAUGAUCUGAAUAUAAUGAUUUUAGAUAAGUUUGUAUAUUUUUUACAAUGCUAUUGACAAUGAUGAAUAUCAGGAUGAUAACUGCAACAUAAAGUACAACAUUCCAGGUGAAUAGUAGGUAUUAGUCAAGGAGUAAAUAUAUUAUGUAAACGGAUAGAACUCUUAUUACUGAUGCAAGUACAAUGAAGUAGUCAAAUGUUGAUGUUUUAUAUAUAUAUACAUGUUAUAUUGUUUAUCUAAAAUGAAAAUCAAUGUUUUUAUAGAUUUUGUACCAAUGACUGUUUUUAUACAAGAAAGAAAUCUAUGAUAAAAGAAAAUGAUUUUACCAUUCAGCUGUAUACAAGAGUCAAGAGAAGUGCUUGUCAUGAUCAUGUGAUUUUAAAUCAGGGUACACAAUGA